Molecule: messenger RNA, 1059 nt
Organism: Protomyces lactucae-debilis
Lineage: Eukaryota; Fungi; Ascomycota; Taphrinomycetes; Taphrinales; Protomycetaceae
Exons: 1
Coding region: 1-1059 (352 amino acids)
Source: RefSeq, a predicted model, not a curated record
AUGCCCUUCUCAUGCACGCUCCCGCGAGCGUAUUUGAUUCCAGUUCAGCUGGGCCUCUUGACAUCGACUCUCCUGGUCAUCUACUUCACCUAUGGCCGCGACUACUCCCUGACGGCGUGGGACAGCGUCAAGUUGUCCACCUCAAGCAAUCACAUGCCCGCCACCAAUGUGGAGUCGUUCUCGACAUCGAAACCCCAUCUUGACGCGCCCAAGACAGGGGUUCCUGGCGACGAGGAGGAGUAUGUGGCGCUGUGCUUUACAGCAAAGAACGAAGGACGCAAUCUACCAGAGGUAUUUCAACACUUCUACCAUCACAUUGGAAUUCGCCGCUUCUACAUCAUGGAUGAUGGUUCCCGGCCGCCCUUGUCUACCUUCGACUACCCCAUCCCAAGCUCUGCCAUCACCUUCUACUAUGUGACGCCAGAGGAGCGGCAUCAAGUCGACAACCAACUCUACAUGAACCGGCAUUGUCACAAGAUGUUUGGUCACCAACAUACCUGGAUUGGCUUCUUCGACAGUGACGAGUAUCUGGAGGUCGUCUCCCCUGAAGAGACACUGGUGUCAAUCUUGAAAGGGCUUGACGCCAAUGAGACCAUUGGUGCACUUGGCGUCAAUUGGAAGAUGCACUCGUCCGCCGGGCAUCUGACUAGACCUGAAAGUACGCGCAAGUCCUUCACAAAGUGCUUCCAUGAUGAUCCCGACAACAACGGAGAGCAUUCCGACAAUAAACACGUCAAGUCGUUUGUCAAGACCAAGUACUUCAAUGGCAAUAUCAACCCUCACGUCUACAACCUGCUCAACGAUACCAUCACUGUAGGAGAAGAUGAAGAGCCCUGGGAUUGGCAAGUGUUGAGCAACCCAAACCCAGCCUUCAGAAUUCCGAUUACUCGCAAUCGCCUCAGUCUUCAUCAUUAUGCUAUCAAGUCUAAGGAAGAGUACGAGGAAAAGAUGGAGAGAAGCAAGAACAUCGAAGCUGGAAAGACAGACUGGGGCUUUUGGGACCACGUCGAAGCAGGGCCUCUCACAGAUUGUUUCGAAAUGACGCACUACGAACCGUAA